CCAUGGCCGCCCUCUGACCCCUCCCGGCCGAGCCUCGUCCUUGCAGCCCCCUCCCCAGCCCCACUGGGCCCAGGACCCCCCUCUUCUGCCUGCGCUGUGACCCCCCCAGCCGCCGGCACGGCCCCGCCCCCGCUGCCCCGGUGGUGGCCUACGGCCCCCCGGCUGCCCGUGGUCAAACUGGAGUCGCUGAAGCGCUGGAACGAAGAGAGGGGCCUGUGGUGUGAGAAAGGGGUGCAGGUGCUGCUGACCACCGUGGGCGCCUUCGCCGCCUUUGGCCUCAUGACCAUUGCCAUCAGCACCGACUACUGGCUGUACACGCGUGCCCUCAUCUGCAACACCACCAACCUCACGGCCAGCGACGACGGGCCGCCCCACCGCGGGGGCGGCGGCUCCUCGGAGAAGAAGGACCCCGGCGGCCUCACCCACUCAGGCCUCUGGAGGAUCUGCUGCCUGGAAGGGUUGAAAAGAGGCGUCUGCGUGAAGAUAAACCAUUUCCCCGAGGACACGGACUACGACCAUGACAGCGCGGAGUAUCUGCUCCGAGUCGUCCGGGCCUCCAGCAUCUUCCCCAUCCUCAGUGCCAUCCUGCUGCUACUUGGAGGCGUGUGUGUGGCCGCCUCCCGGGUCUACAAGUCCAAGAGAAACAUCAUUCUGGGCGCAGGGAUCCUGUUCGUGGCAGCAGGCCUGAGCAACAUCAUCGGCGUGAUCGUGUACAUUUCGGCCAACGCGGGCGAACCUGGCCCGAAGCGGGACGAGGAGAAGAAGAACCAUUACUCGUACGGCUGGUCCUUCUACUUUGGCGGGCUGUCAUUCAUCCUGGCCGAGGUGAUCGGCGUGCUGGCCGUCAACAUUUACAUCGAGCGCAGCCGCGAGGCACAUUGUCAGUCUCGCUCGGACCUGCUCAAGGCCGGCGGGGGCGCGGGCGGCAGUGGCGGGAGCGGCCCCUCGGCCAUCCUCCGUCUGCCCAGUUACCGCUUCCGCUACCGCCGCCGCUCCCGCUCUAGCUCCCGCUCCAGCGAGCCAUCGCCGUCGCGGGAAGUGUCUCCCGGCGGCGCCGGGGGUCCGGGCUUCGCAUCCACGGACAUCUCCAUGUACACGCUCAGCCGCGACCCAUCCAAGGGCAGCGUGGCGGCGGGGCUGGCGGGGGCCGGCAGCGGGGCGUUCGGCGGUGCGGCUGGGGGCGCGGGCGGCGGGGCGGGCGCCGAGCGGGACCGCGGGGGGGCACCUGGUUUCCUCACGCUACACAACGCCUUCCCCAAGGAGGCGGGCGGCGGCGUCACGGUCACGGUAACCGGGCCCCCAGCGGCGCCCGCGCCCGCCCCACCCGCGCCCGCUGCUCCCGCCCCCGGGACCCUGGCCAAGGAGACCGCCGCCUCAAACACCAACACCCUGAACAGGAAAACCACGCCAGUGUAGGGGCGCGCCGGGGGCGCCGGGGUGUGUGGCCGGGGCGCGUGCGCGGGCGCGCGUGCAAUGAGGCUGCCGGGGGUCGGAGCUGCCUCCCUCCUUCCCCGUGAGCGCGCUAGAGACUGCUUGGCCUUACCCCCUGCGACCUCUCCCCCUCCCCCGGGCGCGGGGGGGGGGGAGGCCCCCCACCCUCCAAUCAGGGAUCUGGGACCCCCGAGGGAGGGGUAAGAGGAGGAAAGAGAGGGGUCCGUGUGAGGGAACGUCGUGUUUUAUUUUUUUGUGGGAUUGGGGGGAGGGGGGAGGGCUGUGGUGUUUUUUGCAGUUUUGAGAUGUUUUCUUUUUAAUGUUUUGCUGUGUGCAUGUGGGGGCGGGUCGGGGGGAGGGAGGGACUCCCAACCCAGCCCAACUCCUGGAGAGGGGCCCAUAACACACGAAUAUAUAGUUAUACCUACAAACUAUAUAUAUGCUCUAUAUAAAGAGACAGGUAAAGAGAAGGGAUGAGAAAAGGCAGAGUGACAAGGCAUGGAUGUGGACAAUCAUUUACUUUUUCAUUCAUUAUUCCCAAGGGUUUAUUAUUUUCAUUUAUUAUCAGCAAUUUAUUUGUGCACCUAAGUGCUAGACAUUGUGCUGAAUGUUGAGCACACAGUGCGGAAGACAAACAGGGCCCCCAACGUCCUUAUGGAGUUUACAUCUUGUGCAUUAGACAAUCAAAAACUACACAACAGUAAGUUGCAGUUAGGACAUAUGAAAAAUCUGAAGUGCUACAAAAUGUUCCAUCAGGGAGGCUUAACCCAGUUUAAAAGGAAGGGAUGUUUUAGCUGACACUGAAAGGAUGACAAGCCAGCCAGAUGAAGCUGGGGGAAAGUGUUUAGCCAGAGAACAGCAUAUGCAAAGACCCUGGGGCAGGAGGACCUUCCAGAGAAAGCUACCAGUGAGCCAGGUGCAGGUAGAACAGGAUGAGGCUGGAGACAUAGACAGGCCAGACUGACCAGAGACUUCUAGGUUAGGUGUGGAGUUUACACAUUAUUCCGAGGGAAGCAGGGAGCCAUGAAAUGAAUGGCUUUCAGCAGGAGCACAUCAUGAAUGGUAUAUAAAGGGGAGGCAGGAACUCAAGAGAUGAGAGUGAGAGGCAAAGACAUGCUGGAAUUCAGCAUCAAACAGGCACUGGCCCUUGAAAUUCACACUUGUGGGAGGAAGCAGAUAAUGGCACAAACACUGAAGUAUAGGAAUGGUGUCUGGCGUGCAGGAGAGAUGCUGGGACUUAACAGAUUAGCGUUUCGCUCAUUCAUUCAGCCAUUCACUUGCUGACAUUUUUGAGCUUCUGCUAAUGUACCAGACAGUACACUAGAAUCGGAAUCCCCUGAGGUGGAACAAUGAAGCAGGCCCUACAGGAGCCUUUAAGCACCACAAUCUAGGCAAGGCCACCAUAAUGAGCACCUUCAACAGCAGAGUGACCAGCUGCCAGGAGUGGGCAGUACUCGGAAAUUUCCCAGAGAAUGUCACACCCAGCCUGGGUUUCAGAAGGAUGAGUAGGAGUCUGCCAGAUGAUAAAGGGUGUGAGGAAGGUUUUUGGGCAAAAGAACAACUCAGGCAAAGGCCUGGGGGAGUAAAACAGCAUGGUGCAUGGGGACAGGGUGGGGGUGAGAGGUAAGCCCAGAGAACCCGCUAGAAGCCAGAGUCUAAGGUGCUGAAGUUCCAGGCAGAGGGUUUGGGAUGUUCUAAGGGUAGUGGAGAGACAUGGGAGAGCUUUGAGCAGGUUAAGGGCAGGAUCAGACAUGGGUGUUAAAAGGAGCCUCCUGGGAUGAGGCUGGUGCUGUGGGAUGGUGAGAGAGGAGGGCAGUUGAACUGGGCAUGGACUGUGGGGGUGGAGGAGGGAUGGGUUUGAAGGUCACUGAGGACAAGGAAGGGUUGGUGUUGGUGGGUGUUCUUUCAUUGGCUCAGCAAAUAUUUCCUGAGGUCUCCCAGGUGCCAGGCCCAGUCCUCUGAGAUGCUGGGAGUGUAGAGAUGAUUCAGGCCCUGCCCUACCCGCCAGGGGCUCCUAGUCCGCUGGGAAGACAGAUGGGGCAUAGACAGGAGGGAGUGGGCAGUGAUGGCACCAGGCUGCCAGGGACUCUGGGACCAGGGAGGAAUGCCAUGGGGGCAGUGUCAGGGAGAGAUGCUGGAAAAUGUGGGGAAAGGAAUACAAAUUAGCAAGACAGAGGAACUUGGUGUAGGGAUGAUGAAUGGAAAGAAGGGGGACAGGAAGAUGUGGAGUUAAAGAGACAAGUUUGGUGGGAAAAGGGGCUCUGAUGGAGGAGGGGGCAAAACUGGUUAGAGGAUAGUGGUUUCUGGGGUCCAAAGGCCAAACAGCAAGAAAGAAGUGGAGGAUGGGCAGAGGGAGAGAGAGAGGAGGGGAGUUGGAGAAGGAGAGAUGGAGAGAGACUGAGGGGAGGGAAGAUGGGAGGGAGGACGAAGGCAAUAGAGACCCAAACUAGGCGAGUCACAGAGAAAAAGGAAGGUGAUCCGGAGAGGAGAUAAAAAAGGACAGGAGAGAGACUGAUGCAAAGAUGUGCAAAUUAGAAGAGAGACAUCUGAGAUAUAAACAGGCACAGAAGGGCCGGCCGAGUGGCCCAGUUGGUUAAGAGUGAGCUCUGAGCAACAGGGGGCAGGAUGUCUCAGCUAAAUAAAAAUUAAAAAAAAAUGCACAGAGAUGGAGAGGCAGAACCACAGAGAAAGAUCCAGAGAUCUGCCUAGAAAGAAAUGUGGAGACUUAGAAGUGAGUAUAACGUAUCGGGAUGGCUCAUUUCUUUGCUUGCUUGCUUUUAGUAUUCAAGAAAUAGUCACUGAGUGCCAUCCUGUUCUAGACUCAGACUAGGCCCAAGGCCUGUGGUGAGCAGACAGUCAAGGUCCUGCUGUCCUGGAACCCACAGGAGAGGCAAAUAAUAAGUAAUAAGAGAAUUUCCAUUUUGGGGAACUGCUUUAAAAACUAGGCAGGAAGUGGUAACAAAGAUGGUGUGGGGGCUUUGAGAAGACCUCCCUGCAGAGGUAAUGUUUGAACAGAAACGUGGGUUGUGAGAAGGAAAGGGACAGGGCAAGCUUUCUGGCCAUGGCAGGUAGCACAAAUGUCCAGAGAAGGCCCCAGGUAGGCGAGGAAGCCUGGAGGUGGUUGGCAGGUUAACAAGGGUGAGCAAAUCCAGGUGAGGUCAGAAGCACAGGCUGGUACCAGGCCGAUCAUGUAGGGCCUUGUAGCCCUGGGAAGAAACUUUAAUUUUAUUCUAGACUCCAUGGGAUGAGCACAGGCAGAAUAUGAUUAUAUUUUUAUUUAAACAAACAAACAAAAUAGAUCCAAGUUGUGCUGAGACUAGAUUUAGGAGUGAAAGUUGCAGUAAGGAGUUAGGGCUGUUGACCUUGUCCAAGUCAGGCUGAUGGUGGCCUGGACCCAUGUAGAGUCAGGUUGGAGAGCAAUGGGAGGACGCACAGGAUUUUGGAGGCAGAGCUGAUAGUGGUGGCAAACUGGAUGUAGCAGGAGAGGGAACGAGAAACCAAAGUGACGCAUGUGCCACUUAAGUGGGUGCUGCUUGGUGUCCCCAGAAGGGGCCACCAGGAAUGAGUCAGGAUUUAGGUGGAGGAGUUGGGUGUCUUUUGGACACGGUCAAGUUGGAUAUGGCUGUGAGAAACCCAAGUGGAGUUAUCAGGUAGCCAGUUGGUAAUGUGAGACUAGAGCUCCGGGGAGAGAUCAUGGCUAGAAAUACACAUUUUGGGAACAUCAGCAUAUAGGAGAUGUUUAAAGCCAUGGGACUGGAUGAGGUGACCUAGGAGAUGAGUGUGGAUGGAGAGGUGACACGGGCCAGGGCCUGGGGGCAUGUGCAUAAGGGCAGAAGGGGACCAUGAGGUAGCCCGAGACCAGGAGGAAGGUCCGGAGAGCAAAGUGACUGUUCGGUUUGAUAUGGUGACCUUGAUAUGAGGUCAUUGCAUUGCAUUGGUGGGGACUGGGGCUCUGUGUGGAAGGAAGAAAGAAGGAGGGAAGAUGGAGGGAAAAAUGAGACCAUCCUGGUAUGAAAGUGACAAGAACCUCCAUACCAAAGAAAGUUUGUACCCUUUCUGUGAAAGGAGAGACAGGGAGAUGGUGGACAGAACUAAAAUGAGAGCUGUUAUAGCAGGCAUACUGAGAAGGAUGGGGAGACCCAAGGCUGGGAGGGGCAUAGAUUCGGGGGGCAGGUAGACCGUCCCCGGAGCUGUCCUGCCAGCUGUUAGCACCAAGCACACUCGAAUCCCUUUCUGGAGGCUGUCAAGGCCUGGGAAGACUCAGUGAAGUGAAGUGAAAAACAGGUUUCACCCAUUCAUUUAAGAAGUUUCAUGAGCUUUUCAGCUGCACCAGGCCCUGCCUCUCCGAGCUGCCUGGGUUGAGAGACAGGUAGGGCGGCCAAUUAGAAUGCAGAGGGAGGUAACCUCUGAUGUGGGCACCUUCCCUAGCUUGGGAGGAGAUGUGUGUGUCAACAGCUUGCUUCAUCCAUUUGCCCAUUCAUUCAUUCAUUCAUUCACUCACUCAUCUAACACAUUUCCUAAGGCCUCCUGUGUGGUCCUGGGCUGGGUAGUGCUGAGGAUGAGGAAACAAGUUCCUUCUGCAUGAGGGCUCUGCCCAAGGCUGGAGAGAGCCAACAGAUGCUCCCAAUGACAUCCCAGGGUGAUGUGUGCUCCAUUGGAAGUGCCACAGGGGGCACCAGCCCCACUGGAGCAGCCAACCAUGGGCGAAGGAAUUGGUGAAAGGUGGGACCCACCUGGGCCUUGGACACAAGGGCUGUAGGUCGGGGUGAAGGGUUGAAGACCUGGCCCUGCUGCCAUUCCACACAGCUGUCCUGUCCCUGCCCCUGGGGGAGUGAAACUGCAUGGACGGUCCUCUGGGGUGACCCCCGUCUAAUAAACUCAAUGAAGAGG
Hipposideros armiger (great roundleaf bat) is the source of this 6321-nucleotide messenger RNA. It is a transcript of the gene CACNG8, whose product is annotated as calcium voltage-gated channel auxiliary subunit gamma 8. The record is from RefSeq and is a predicted model, not a curated record. Gene Ontology annotation, biological process: calcium ion transport; positive regulation of synaptic transmission, glutamatergic; neurotransmitter receptor internalization. Gene Ontology annotation, cellular component: AMPA glutamate receptor complex; postsynaptic density membrane. The annotation marks the transcript as partial. The transcript is spliced from 4 exons. Lineage: Eukaryota; Metazoa; Chordata; Mammalia; Chiroptera; Hipposideridae. Gene Ontology annotation, molecular function: voltage-gated calcium channel activity; channel regulator activity.